GAGGAGAAAAAUAAUGUCAAAACUGGUGGGAAAACUUUGACUUGCUCUCAAACCAAACAGAAAGAUUUAAAGAAAAAAAGAGUUAAGGUAUCUUUCACCUGCACUCAGUGUGGAAAGAGUUUCGCAUGUAAAUCAAAUCUUAAGCAUCACAUGAGAGUUCAUACUGGAGAGAAACCAUUCACUUGCAAUCAGUGCGGGAAGAUUUUUACACAAUCAUCAAACCUUAAGGAUCACAUGAACAUCCACACUGGAGAGAAACCUUACAAGUGUUCAAACUGUGACAAGAGAUUCAGUGUGUCAUUCAAUCUGAAAACACAUGAGAGGAUCCACACUGGAGAGAAACCUUACAAGUGUUCACACUGUGACAAGAGAUUCAGUCAGUCAUCAAGUCUGAAAACACAUGAGAGGAUCCACACUGGAGAGAAACCUUACAAGUGUUCACACUGUGACAAGAGAUUCAGUCAGUCAUCAAGUCUGAAAACACAUGAGAGGAUCCACACUGGAGAGAAACCUUACAAGUGUUCACAAUGUGACAAGAGAUUCAGUCACCCAAUAAGUCUGAAAACACAUGAGAUGUUUCACACUGGAGAGAAAGCUUACAAGUGUUCUCACUGUGACAAGAGAUUCAGUCAGUCAUCAAGUCUGAAAACACAUGAGAGGAUCCACACUGGAGAGAAACCUUACAAGUGUUCGCACUGUGACAAGAGAUUCAGUGAUUUAUCAAGUCUGAAAACACAUGAGAGGAUCCACACUGGAGAGAAACCUUACAAGUGUUCACACUGUGACAAGAGAUUCAGUCAGCCAAUAAAUCUGAAAACACAUGAGAGGUUUCACACUGGAGAGAAACCUUACAAGUGUUCACACUGUGACAAGAGAUUCAGUCAGUCAGCUGGUCUGAAAAAACAUGAGAGGAUCCACACUGGAGAGAAACCUUACAAGUGUUCACAAUGUGACAAGAGAUUCAGUGAUUCGACACAUCUGAAAACACAUGAGAGGUUUCACACUGGAGAGAAACCUUACAAGUGUUCACACUGUGACAAGAGAUUCAGUCAGUCAGCAGGUCUGAAAAAACAUGAGAGGAUCCACACUGAAGAGAAACCUUACAAGUGUUCACACUGUGACAAGAGAUUCGGUGAUUCAUCAAGUCUGAAAACACAUGAGAGGAUACACACUGGAGAGAAACCUUACAAGUGUUCACACUGUGACAAGAGAUUCGUGAAUAAAGGUAAUCUGAAAACACAUGAGAGGAUUCACACUGGAGAUAAACCUUACAAGUGUUCACACUGUGACAAGAGAUUCAGUCAGCCAAUAAAUCUGAAAACACAUGAGAGGAUUCACACUGGAGAUAAACCUUACAAGUGUUCACACUGUGACAAGAGAUUCAAUCAAUCAGCAAAUCUGAAAACACAUGAGCGGAUUCACACUGGAGAGAAACCUUACAAGUGUUCACACUGUGACAAGAGAUUCAGUCAGUCAGUAGGUCUGAAAACACACGAGAGGAUUCACACUGGAGAGAAAGUACAUCACCGCAACGUACCUAGGAAGCGUUUCAUUAAGUAAUCUGUUAUACACAAAAACCAAUCAAAGUAAGGCCCCAUACAUGCGGAGACACAUUUAGCUGUAUAUGUAAAUAUGUUGUAUGGCAUGCAACGUCAACUGGCGGCCCGCGGGCCAAAUCCGGAAUUCAGGAAUAGCCUUGUUAAGAGGAAGACAUUUAGGGCUGGUUCGAAUACCAUUUUUUUGAGCUUCAAAGCUUCGGUAGUAAUUAACAUAUUUUUCCCUCUAAUAAAGGCAGGAAUCUGUGUCUGUAUGUCCGUUUGCAUUUUUAUUAUUUCGAGAACCGUUCAUCCAAUCGGCUUCACAAGGGAGUGCAGUGUCGUAUUUGGUGCAAUAUAGAUGGACACGCGAGACGCGACACAUUCAGAAUUAAUUAACUUUUAGUAAACUACAAUCAGAACAGCGCGAGUGGGAAGCGGCGCACCUCACGCGGGCAGGGCUUAUGCUCCAAGAAUAGACACAGCACUAGUGAUAUAAAACACACACACACAGGUCUAUUAAAUUAAGCAAUACUUUUAAGGUAGUCAUAUAUUUUUCUGACUAACAAAUUGGCACAGUAAGGAUAGAUUUAAAUAAAGAAAAAGGAAAUUUAAAUAAAGAAAAAAAGAAAUUUAAAUAAAGAAAAAAGAUUUAAAUAAAGAAAAA
This is a messenger RNA of Carassius auratus (goldfish), 2202 nucleotides long. RefSeq names its product zinc finger protein 271-like. Gene Ontology annotation, cellular component: nucleoplasm; nucleus. The coding region runs from base 151 to 1560 and encodes 469 amino acids. The transcript is spliced from 3 exons. The record is from RefSeq and is a predicted model, not a curated record. Lineage: Eukaryota; Metazoa; Chordata; Actinopteri; Cypriniformes; Cyprinidae. Gene Ontology annotation, molecular function: RNA polymerase II cis-regulatory region sequence-specific DNA binding; DNA-binding transcription repressor activity, RNA polymerase II-specific. Gene Ontology annotation, biological process: regulation of transcription by RNA polymerase II.